AUGGCUUUCAUGCAUAGAUUCGGUCGUGUUCGCCGGUUUCAGAGGCCAGCAGAGAUCUGGUAUGGGUAUUGUAACAUUGAAGAUUUUCAGACGGACAGAAUCUUGGGAACAGGAAGUUAUGGGCGUGUUCAAAUUGCUCGCUACAUUCGAACAGGACAAGUUUGUGCCAUAAAAGCCCUCUCCAAAGCCCAAAUUCUGAGAGAGAAGCAGCGUUUCUAUGCAGCCCAAGUUUUGCUUUCCUUUGAGUAUCUCCAUUCUCGAAACAUCAUCUACAGAGAUCUGAAGCCAGAAAAUUUGCUGCUAGACGAGAUGGGCUAUAUAAAAGUUGCAGAUUUUGGUUUUGCUAAAGUGGUUGAUAGAAGAACAUUUACUCUAUGUGGAACACCAGACUACUUGGCACCUGAAAUUCUCUUGAAUAAAGGCCAUGGCAAACCUGUUGACUGGUGGACAUUUGGUGUUCUUGUGUAUGAAAUGCUUGCAGGCUUUACUCCAUUUCAGGACAGUGAUACAUUCGGUACCUACCAGAAGAUAUUGAAAUGCAAGCUUCGUUUCCCAACCCAUUUCUCCUAUAAUGCAAGAGACUUAAUCAACAAACUCUUGACUCCAGAUCUCACUAAAAGGAUUGGAUGUCUGAAAGGAGGAGUGAGGGACAUUAAGUCACAUCCUUUCUUUGAACAUGUUGAUUGGGACUGGCUGCUUCAAAAGAGAGAAACACCACCUUAUAAGCCCAUAUGUAAUGGAAAAGAAGAUGUAAGCAAUUUUGAAGAUUAUUCACAUCUAGGCCCAAUGAAGCACGCAUUUGAACUUACAGCUAAAGAUCAAGAAGUUUUUGAAUAUAUUUAA
Molecule: messenger RNA, 843 nt
Organism: Cryptomeria japonica (Japanese cedar)
Lineage: Eukaryota; Viridiplantae; Streptophyta; Pinopsida; Cupressales; Cupressaceae
Product: cAMP-dependent protein kinase type 1-like
Exons: 10
Coding region: 1-843 (280 amino acids)
Biological process (GO): signal transduction; peptidyl-serine phosphorylation
Cellular component (GO): cAMP-dependent protein kinase complex
Molecular function (GO): cAMP-dependent protein kinase activity; ATP binding
Source: RefSeq, a predicted model, not a curated record